AUGAUAGAGCUGCAUGAUUCCUCAGCCAGCAGAACUGGUGCACCCGGCUUCCAGGUGGGCAGAGCCCCCCUUGGCGAGAAACUGCCGGGCAGCUGGGUUGGCACCGUUGCCCCUUCUCUUUCUGCAGGCUGGAACCUGCCCGCCUACCUCUCCGUCCUCAUCGCCCUGGGGAACCUGGGCCCAGUGAGCGUGGCCCUGACCCACCGCUUCGCCCCCAAGAGGCUGAAGGAGCGGUGGCUGAUCCACGCCAUCCAGGCCUUGGCCACGGCCACAGCGCUCCUCCUGGCCCUCCUGUGGGACCACACUGUGGUGGUGGCCGGGCAGCCCCGCAGCGUGGCCUUCCUGGCGCUGGCCUUCCUGCUGGCGCUGGCCUGCUGCACCUCCAACGUCUCCUUCCUGCCCUUCAUGUACCAGUUCCCCCCGCUCUUCAUCCGCACCUUCUUCAUCGGGCAGGGAUUGAGCGCCCUCCUGCCCUGCGUGCUGGCCCUGGGGCAGGGCGUGGGGCAACUGGAGUGCCUCAAUGCCACCUGGGGGAACGCUUCGCAGCCGCGCUACCUGCGGGAGAACUUCUCCGCCGGCACCUACUUUGGGCUGCUGGUGGCCCUGCUGGUGAGCUCUGCACUGGCUUUCCUGGCCCUGGUCCUCUGGCACGGCCGCCAGGAGGGCCCGAAAGAGAGGGUCCCUCCGGAGGGGGGGACAGGCCCGGAGGAGGUCUACCCGUUGCGUGACGACAGCGACCCGGCCUUGCAUGACGGUAUCACCGAGGGGCCCCCCGGCAGGGACUCUCCCCCUCUGCUGACCUUCUGGACCGGGAGGAACAUCUACCUGCUGGGGCUCCUGGGGGUCUCCAAUGCCCUGACCAACGGGGUGCUGCCCUCCGUGCAGAGCUACUCCUGCCUGCCCUACGGCAACACCGCCUUCCAUCUCUCGGUGGUCUUUGGCAACAUCGCCAACCCCGUGGCCUGCUUCGUCGCCAUGUUCCUCCUGAGUCGGUCCUUGCUGGCCCUGAGCAUCAUCUCGGCUGCCGGAUGCGUCUUUGGGGCCUACCUGAUGGGGCUGGCAGCCCUCAGCCCCUGCCCCCCACUGCAGGGCAGCCACGUGGGGGUCGCUCUGGUGGUGCUGGCCUGGACCUGCUUCUCCGGCCUCUUCGCCUACCUGAAGGUGGCCAUCAGCAGCCUGCUGCACGAGGCUGGCCACGCGGCCCUGUUCUGGUGUGGGGCCGUCAUCCAGGCGGGGUCCCUGCUGGGGGCCCUGGUCAUGUUCCCCCCCACCAGCAUCUACCACCUCUUCCAGAGAGGACAGGACUGCGUGGACAACUGCAGGGCGUGACUGCGGCCGGACGGAGACCCCGAGGAGGGUGGGGGGGAAAGGAAGUGGACCCUCUGCCCUCCGUGCAGCUGGAGGGAAGGGAAGUGCGCCUCCGUUGUGGAUGUGUGUGAUCCAGAGCUGCUCCAGGAUUUCCGUUUUAUGACCAUUCUUGCUGCUUCUGUUAAGCGAAUCACUGCCUUUGUUAAGUUAGCCACACGGCGGUUGAGCGAACCUGGAUCCCCUGUCGACUUGGUUGUCCGAAGGCCGCAAAAGGGGAUCAGGUGACCCCCAGGGAUGUUGCGGCCGUGGUAAUUGGGGGUUGCUAAGCGCCUGGAUUUGGAUCAUGUGACCACAGGGAGUCUCCCACGCCCACUUUCCCCAUCGCCCUUGUAACCUCAGGUGGUCCCUAAGCGAAUGUUCGCAAGUGGGGGACCCCCUCCUGGCCAGGCCCUCAAGCUGCGCUCCCUGACCACCAGCAUCUUCCCCGUCGGAGUUCUGGAUCUGGGUUGCAAUAGCGCCCCUGCAAGUAGCUUUGUCGGACCUUCGCUUAGUGACGGUUCGUAAGUUGAGGACUGCGUAGUGCCUGUAAAGAAGUUCUGGGGGGGGGCUGGCUCCCCCACAGAGGCCGACACAGCCGAGCCCUUCGCCCCCCACGCACAUCGCAAGGCCUCUGCCCCCCCAUCUCCCCCCCCAGAACUCCUGGAUCCAGAGGGAGGUGGGGGCUGCCCCCCCCAGGCCUUCCUUCGGAGCUUUUGCCUUAAAAAAAAAUGGUUUCCUAAUAUUUGUUUUUUCCUUUUAUGUAUAUUUUUGUACCUUUUUUUAUCUGGUUUGUAUAUUUUGGGAACAGAAUUAAACCUUAUAAUUAAAACCAAAGAUCAUUUUGGAGAGAGCAAUUGUCCCGUCCCGUCCUCCCCCCCCCAGUUCCUCUGCUGGGACCCACAAAGUGGCUCCUUUUCCUGGGGGGGCGGGGGGGACCAGGCCCCCCUCGGCUUCCUGUUCUGACCCAAACCUUGUUCCAAGGAAACAAACACGAAACGGAGAUAACAGCCAAACCUUUGAAUGAUUCUUGACGAAUUCCGUUCCUUCCCGACUCAAAGGCU
Pseudonaja textilis is the source of this 2408-nucleotide messenger RNA. NCBI's taxonomy places the organism in Eukaryota, Metazoa, Chordata, Lepidosauria, Squamata, Elapidae. The record is from RefSeq and is a predicted model, not a curated record.